AUGCAGCUUACUUUGUCAAUUGGGCAAUCUAUGGGACGAAACUAUCAACCUCAACAAUUGCCGGCUACUAAGCUGACUCACGUCCUUUACGCAUUUGCUAACCUUCAAACGGAUGGUACAGUCUACCUCUCCGACACAUAUUCUGACCUUCAAAAACAUUACCCUACUGACUCUUGGAACGACGUCGGAAACAAUAUUUAUGGGUGUGUCAAGCAACUUUAUUUACUUAAGAAAAAGAAUCGUCAAAUGAAAACUCUUUUAAGUAUUGGUGGCUGGACAUACUCUACGAACUUCGCUGCUGCCGCUAGUACAAAUGCAACUCGUACAAAAUUUGCCUCAACCGCCGUGCAAUUUGUUCAAGACCUUGGAUUUGAUGGUAUUGAUAUUGACUGGGAGUACCCCGCCAAUGAUGUCGAAGCUAGCAACUUCCUGUUCGCUCGGCUCUCGAUGCAUAUGCUGCGCAGCAUGCUCUGGUUACCAUUCCUCAUUACUGUUGCGAGUCCUGCCGGUCCAGAGAAAUACAAUAUUCUCCAUUUGGCAGAUAUGGAUAAAUAUCUUGAUUCCUGGCACUUAAUGGCGUAUGAUUAUGCUGGAUCCUGGGACAAUGUCACAGGCCACAUGGCAAAUUUAAAUCCCAGUUUGAUCAAUAAUUCAAGUACCCCAUACUCGACGCAAAGAGCGAUUACAGAUUACAUUGCGAAGGGUGUUAGCCUAUCCAAGAUAAUCAUGGGUUUGCCGCUGUAUGGAAGAGCAUUUGAAGGUACCACUGGGAUGGGUUUAACAUUCAAUGGAAUUGGUUCUGGGUCAUGGGAGGCAGGAGUUUGGGAUUACAAAGAUCUGCCCAGAGCUGGUGCGUCUGAAUACUACUCUUCUGAUGUUGUAGGAACCUACAGCUACGAUAAUUCCACAAAAGAGCUUGUUAGUUAUGAUAACGUCAAGGCAAUUCAAACAAAGGCGGAAUACAUCAUGAGUAGUGGACUUGGAGGUGCAAUGUUCUGGGAGUCCAGUGGGGAUAGGAAUGAUAGCAAGAGUCUCAUUUCAACGACGGCAGGAAUCUUCCCCUCAUUGGACCAGACUCAGAAUCUAUUGACCUACAAUGCGAGUGCAUAUGCAAACUUGGCAGCUGGCAUGCCUGGUGUGUAA
Botrytis sinoallii is the source of this 1143-nucleotide messenger RNA. RefSeq lists its product as uncharacterized. Lineage: Eukaryota; Fungi; Ascomycota; Leotiomycetes; Helotiales; Sclerotiniaceae. The coding region runs from base 1 to 1143 and encodes 380 amino acids. Gene Ontology annotation, cellular component: extracellular region. The transcript is spliced from 4 exons. The record is from RefSeq and is a predicted model, not a curated record. Gene Ontology annotation, molecular function: chitin binding; chitinase activity. Gene Ontology annotation, biological process: chitin catabolic process; carbohydrate metabolic process.